Molecule: messenger RNA, 3556 nt
Organism: Corticium candelabrum
Lineage: Eukaryota; Metazoa; Porifera; Homoscleromorpha; Homosclerophorida; Plakinidae
Product: DNA repair protein REV1-like
Exons: 20
Coding region: 53-3244 (1063 amino acids)
Biological process (GO): error-free translesion synthesis; error-prone translesion synthesis
Cellular component (GO): nucleus
Molecular function (GO): DNA-directed DNA polymerase activity; damaged DNA binding; deoxycytidyl transferase activity
Source: RefSeq, a predicted model, not a curated record
UCGCAGAGUUAGAACGUUUACGAGUGCAGCUUGGGAUGGGAUUGGCGGCUAUAUGGAGACGAAAAAACGGAAGCUGAGCGAACAGUUCGCCAACAGUGAUUGUCUUGACGAAAGUCUUGCUUGUGUAUCUACAAUCUUUGAUGGAGUUACCAUCUAUGUCAACGGUUUCACAGAUCCACCUGCAGACGAGCUGAAACGGUUAAUGAAGCUUCAUGGUGGCCAAUAUGCAUACUUCUACUCCAAAUCUCAAGUAACACACAUGAUUGCAAGCAAUCUUCCAGAUUCGAAGAUUAAAGAUAUUGGUAAAAAUGAGAAAGUUGUUCGUCCUCAAUGGAUUACUGACAGCAUUGAUACUGGAAAACUGUUGUCAUGUCAAGAUUACCUCUUGUAUGCUAAUACUUCACGAUCACAGAGACAGUUGUCAUUUCAUUCUGUUGUAUCUACAAUGCCAUUUUCACUCAAUUCCACUACAGAUGAACAUGACACAAGGCUUAUUGACAUUGACGCUGAUUCUGUUUUUGAAAAAGCAACAGAACACAAUGACAGUCUCAGCCUAUUUACCAACGUCAAUGUGAUACCUGAGAAACGAAUCGAGUCUUGUGAACAUAUCAAUAUGGAUACAGAGUCGAUUACAGGCUUUAGUACAGCAGCAGACAUCGAAGCUUGCUCAGCUAAUGAUGUGGAUAGUGAAGAGGUCAAGUCUGGCAAUGCUGGUGUAGAAACAGCAGAGCAGAUUAUGGACAUCUCACCAGCAGCCGAUUGUUUGACUUCUUGUUCACUCAGCGAAACAUUGAAGAUCAAAAAUAUUCCAAAGACUAACAAUGCCACUUUUGUGAAGGAGUUUUACAACAACUCUCGUCUUCAUUUUCUUUCUACAUGGGGUGCCGAGUUUCGUGAUUAUAUGGCAAAUCUCUAUGCACAAAAAGCUGGGCAUCUUGCUGCCCACAGGAAACAGUAUGACUCGUCUCGACGGACAAUAUUUCAUGUAGAUAUGGACUGCUUUUUUGUCUCAGUGAGUUUACGAGAUAAACCGUGGUUACGAGGUAAACCAGUUGGAGUUUGCCAUGCACGAAAUAAAUCACUGAAAUCAGAUAGACCCGAAUCUCGUCGUGAGCAAGAUGGUGACGAUAUUGACAAGGUCAUGGAGUCUGCGGAAACCGAGGCUCGUCUGGCUAUUGAACCUUGGUGGAAAGUUGACGGUUCUGAUACUGACAAAGUUUCUCAUGCUGAAGUAGCAUCUUGUAGCUAUGAAGCUCGUGAUUUUGGAAUACGAAAUGGUAUGUUUCUUGGUAAAGCUUUGAAGCUAUGCCCACAAUUACAGCUUGUGCCUUACGAGUUUGAGAAGUAUCGAGCGACUGCACAGGGUUUCUAUGACACAUUGGCAAGUUAUACAUUAGAGAUACAAGCUGUAAGCUGUGAUGAGGCAUACAUGGAUGUAACACACAUUGUAUGUGAAGGUCAGGAUGCUGGUGGAUUUGCGGAAGAGCUGCGUAGAGAUAUAUACAACAAGACUGGUUGUAAUGCUUCUAUUGGGAUUGGACCAAACAUUCUACUUGCCAGAAUGGCAACACGAAAAGCUAAGCCUAACGGACAGUUUCUGUUGACCAAGGAAGCUGCUAUAGAAUACAUGAUGGUUAGACCUGUAUCAGACUUACCAGGAGUUGGGUAUUCUACUAAGUCUAAGUUAGAAUCGUUUGGUAUUUCUGUGUGUGCUGAUCUGCAGUCCAAAUCACUGAGUUGGCUUCAGAGUGAAUUUGGGCAAAAAUCGGGUCGAUCUUUGUACCAGAGUUGUCGUGGAAUCGACGAGCAACCGUUGAGAAUUGUAAGAGAGCGAAAGUCGGUAUCUGCAGAAAUCAACUACGGCAUAAGAUUUGAACAAGAAUCAGAUGUAAAUGAGUUUAUGAGGAAUCUUGCAGUGGAAAUUCACUCUCGAUUAAAUACUGCAUGUGUGAAAGGAAAGCAGAUUACACUGAAGAUGAAAAUCAGAGCCGGUCAUGCCCCUAUGGAACCAGUAAAGUAUAUGGGACAUGGUGUCUGUGACAAUGUGUCACGAUCUCUUAUGGUGGCAUCAGCUACCGAUGAUUCCACCUUCAUUGCCAGCGAAAGUCUGAAACUAUUCAAGCAACUGAAAGUUCCGUUCCAGGACGUUCGUGGGAUGGGUAUCCAACUCAGUAAACUAGUGUCAACUCGACACAGACUUGCUAACUCUGGUCCAGCUUUACAGUCAAGAAUGCAACGAGACAUUACAUCAUUUACAUGCAACAUCGCUGAGUUGGAUGACAACGUGCCAGCAAGGGAUCAGACAAAACGUUCAGUUCUUCGAAAACAGCAUGCGAAGGAUUCGGGAGUGCCACCACUACCAUUGUUGCCAUUGUCACCUGAAGGGAACAGCAACGACAGGGUUGGAGCUUUGGGUUUGCAAGACAGCAUUAGCAAAGCAGCAAGUAGUCAUAAUAUUUCUUGGGAUAUACCACCGUCGUCUCAGGUGGAUCCAUCUGUAUUGGCAGCUUUGCCAGAUGAUAUUCGUAAGCCUAUUGAGAAUGCCUAUUGUAAGCGAGGUAUUGCAGUGUGUGACCAGAUGAGCAGCGGAUCUUCAAAAGGAACUCUUGCACAUACACGACAAGCAACGAAACAGGCUGCUCCUGCUACUCAUUCUCUUCCACCGUUUUCAGAGAUUGAUCCGGAAUAUCUUAGCGCACUUCCUCCCGGGAUGCGGAAAGAAAUUCUUGAUGCGUACAGUAUCCCUUCUAUUACACAACCAUUGACUUCACGCAAGAGUAGCAAGGCGGCUGUAAGGACAGGUGCAGCUUCUAAAUCUACGAGUAGGAGAAAGGCCACUACUUUAUUGCAACCACCACCAAUUGUGUCGAGCAGUAGUCAAUCUGUAUCGAGCAGUUCGAAUGCUACUGUUACAUCUAACCCAGAAUCAGCAUCAAAAACUCGUGUCUUGAAACAGCCCACUUUGCUCGGAGUCUUUGAACUGGCUGAUGUGCGAUCAGUAGUCAAGCAAUGGAUAGCAAGCACAGAUGACCCCGAAGAAGUAGAUGUUGAAGAGUUUGAAACAUAUAUUGACAAACUGAUGGAAAAUUGGAAGCUGGAUAUGAUUGUUGUGUUACUCAAGCUCUUUAGAAGGCAAGUAAUGGAGAAAGCCAAAUGGUGCAAGGUUUAUAACGAAGUUCUUACUUAUAUACAGCAAAGAGUAUCAGUAGAGUAUGGAGGACUUUUACAGUUGACAUAUAUAUGACACAGAAGCUGGUCACUCAAACGCUGGUCAGUAAGUUACAUCAGCAUGUCUGCCGGAAGCGAGGGAAGACUCCAACGGUCACCAUUCGUUCACACUUGUAGCACAGUUUGCUGUCUGAGUAAUUAACCUAAGCGAAACACAAUCAUCUCGUUUUCGCCAUGACGAUGACAUUGCAAGUAUUUAAUUAAUUAAAGUUUCAUGCGCAGUAUAAGUAUACGUUGUUGUACUGUUGUGCCAUUUGAUGGCCAAAAAUUUGCAUUUUGUUUAUGUGCAUGUCUGCAUGAAAUAAAUGGCGGUUGUUGCUGAGAGUGU